Prunus armeniaca (apricot) is the source of this 441-nucleotide messenger RNA. The record is from the annotation of a GenBank genome assembly. NCBI's taxonomy places the organism in Eukaryota, Viridiplantae, Streptophyta, Magnoliopsida, Rosales, Rosaceae.
AUGCAGUAUGGGAAGAACGUAAAGGGAUCCGUGAAAGAAAAGGUGGAGAAGAUGACAGCUCAUGACCCGGUUGAAAAGGACAUGGCAGCCCGAAAGGGGGAGGAGAGAAUGGUUGGGGCCAAGCUGAACAAGCGUGAGGCGAUGACGCACAACACCGUAGCUAGACACAAGGCAUCCGUGGGUGGGCCCACGGGGUACACUGCUAGUGGUACUGGGACCCACACGUAUUCCACGUCUGGGGCCACAGGGCAGCCCACUGGGGCCCACCAAAUGUCAGCGUUACCCGGACAUGGUACCGAACAGCCCGCAGGCCAAGUGACCGAGGGAGUGGUGGAAUCACACCCUAUUGGUAUCAACACGAGUACGGGUCGGACCGCAGCCCAUAAUACUGGUGUGGGUAGGAAUCCACCCGGGUAUGGAACUGGUGGGACCUUCAGUUGA